Messenger RNA from Poecile atricapillus (Black-capped chickadee), 5619 nucleotides. It is a transcript of the gene LYSMD4, whose product is annotated as LysM domain containing 4. The coding region runs from base 1224 to 2042 and encodes 272 amino acids. The transcript has 2 exons. The record is from RefSeq and is a predicted model, not a curated record. NCBI's taxonomy places the organism in Eukaryota, Metazoa, Chordata, Aves, Passeriformes, Paridae.
CGCGGGACACCCCGAGGGGAACGGGACCCCUGGGGAGGAGCCGGACACCCCGAGGGGAGCGGGACCCCUGGGGAGGAGCGGGACACUCUGAGCGGGCCGGGACCCUCCUCAGGUGCUGAGGGCGCUGGGGUCACCUGAAGCGCUGAGGGCAGCGAGACCCGCUGAGGGAAGCGGGGACCCCUAUGGGAGCGGGACCCCCUUGAGGUGCCGAGGGCAGCGGGGCACCCUGAGGGGAGAAAGACUCUACCGAAAUGCUGAGGGACUCGGGGUCCCUCGAGGGCAUCGGGAUCCCCGGAGGAGCUUGGGGAAGGGUUGGGCAGCCCCUGAGGAGGGAGCUCUGUCGGGGGAGGCCGGGGUGUCCCACAGCAGCGUCCCGCCCGCUCCCGCACAUUGAACUCGGCAGAGCUGAGCCCAGCCCGCAGCUGUGGGUGCCGUGCCCGGGGCCAAGGAAAUGCCAUUAAAUCGUAGUGGUUUCACCGGAAGAAUCCCUUAGGUGUAGAUGGAGAAUGUUAAGAUCAAGGUUCCAUAACAAUGUGGGAUUUUUCUACCUAUACCUGACCCUGGUAACAAAUUGUUUGUGGAGCUGAGGAUUGAAGAAAAAAAAAAACCCGAACUUGCAGCUGUAGGCUGAGCAAUAAUUAAAGUGCUCAGGCAGGUUCUAGUCUUCAUGCAGCAAAAUGAAGCCUUGUUAUUCGGGUUGAAGUUAAGUGUAGCAUGAGCUGUCCUUAUUAAAGGAAAAAAAAAAAAAAGUGCACUUCCAAGAACUUUAAAUGUGGAUUCCUAAAGUGUAGAGAACUAAGGACUUAUGAAAAGGAUAACUUUGCUCAGUUUUUAAUGUCUGUUGGUAGACCUGAUGUAUGUUUAGAUCAUAAUUAAAGACAGUUCACUCAAGUGACUGUGUCACUUUUUAAAUAAAAUUAUAGAAUGUAGCAUUUAAAAUGUUGAGCAACAUAGUUAUAAGGUGGUUUGUUCACAGGUAGACAAAAAAAAAUUGGAAAAGAAUUAUUGGUUGCUGCAGUUUGAGUACGUAACUUUUCUGAUACUGCUGUUAGAAUGACACUUCUGGAUUUGCCCCUAGGUACAAGAAACCUUUGUGUGCAUGAGUGCUCAGACCUGCCAACUUUCAGUGCAUUCUCUGAAUCUUUCCUGCUAAGAACUAAACAAAAGGUCUUGAGGAAACGAAAAGUGUCUGGGUUUUGUUCCAGGUGCUGCUGGUGUAAAAGAUGAGGCUGAAUGAGAGCCGGACAAGACCCUUCCAGGCUCCUGCCACUGUCCGCACCUUCCCGGGCAGGCAGGUGUACGUGUUCCCCAAUGGCCGGUCAGACUCGGACGAGUCCUCAGAGGAGGAGCUGAACGUGAUGGAAUUGCGGCCCAGGGGCAAGGAGCAGCAGCGGGGCAGCACCCGGGACAGGCUGGGGGAUGUGGUGCUUCUGGAGAGGGAGCUCACCGAGGAGGACAGCCUCAACAAGCUGGCCCUGCAGUACGGCUGUAAGGUUGCGGAUAUCAAACGCGUCAACAAUUUCAUCCGUGAGCAGGACCUGUAUGCGCUGAAGUCCAUCAAGAUCCCGGUGCGGCCGCACGGGCUGCUCACCGAGAGCGCCGGGGCCCUGCGGCCGCCCCCGGCGGAGCCCGCCCAGCCCGGCCUGACGCGCGUGGAGCUGCCGGAGCCCGAGCCCGGCGCGGGCGGCUCCGCUGGCGGCCGGCGCCUCAGUGAGUACUUCAGGGGCAUCGACCAGAGCAUCCAGGACGCCGUGCAGGUGGAGGUGCAGCUGAACGCGGAGUACGGCGGGGAGGGGCUGGAGAGGCCCCUGCCCGAGGCGGGGAAGCGGGACACUGGUAACGGUGCAGACUGUGGAAUCCAGUGGUGGAAUGCCGUGUUCAUUAUGCUUCUGAUAGGAAUUGUCCUGCCGGUGUUUUAUAUCAUCUACUUUAAAACGCAAGGCCUGGUGGCCCACACCUUUAACACAACAACCUCAAAUGUUUCAACAGCUGGAUUGGAAGGGAAAUUGCCACAAGGCUCAGUCGUAGGGAAAAAAUCCUAAGGAGAAAGGGCAGCCCACUCCAGCCUCUCCAGCAGUGAUGCCCACAUGCUCGUGACUGACUCAAGUGCACCUAAGGGGAUACAACAAUACAGAUUAUUUUUAUUUUUAUAAGUAGUUGAUGGUAAUCCUGAAUUUGACUGAAAAAUUAGGUGGUGUGAUUUUGAUGGAAAAGCAGGGAUGCUUUGUUGCUUACAGAGCUCAUCACCCAGGUGGCUUCAGAGUUGGGAACUCUGUUGAGGGAAAGUAUUUUGUAGCAAUUUACUCAUUGUGGUUGCUUCAGGUAUUUCUUAAUGCCAUGUCUAGAAGCAAAUUCUUUGCUGCUGAACUAGAGAGUGCAGUAUUAAUGUGGCUGGAAAGUUGGGGGUUGUUUGCAUUUUAAGGAAACACUUUUUGCUGGAAUAGAAGUGGGGGACACUUUUUUUCAGAAGUGUCAUUUUUGUCUCUUGCAGACCAUGGUGGUUUUGGCCUGCUUGACCCUAAUGCUGCUUUCUGGGGCUCUAAGCUGGGUGUGCCAGGGCACGAGGAUGCUGCCAGCACCCCACAUUGAGCUGUGUUCAUUAGGAUGCAUCAGGCCCACCCUGGGAAGGGUGAGCCCAGACCUCUUCCCCUCAGUGAGAUCCUUCAGAGAUGGCUCCUGAGAUCAGAGGUUACAGUGCAGGAUCUGUGCUGUCCCAGGGUGCUGCUCAGCCCUCCAUGGCCCCAGGUGGGCAUGGGGUGUUGGAGGAUGACAGGACAGCAGGCAAGAGGAGUCACAGGCACUUUGCAGGGGUUGGUUUGCUGGCAGGAGGUCCAGUCAGUAUUCUGCUAAAAAGAUUAAUAAUAGUCUAUAGUGGUGCUUCUCAUGACCUGGGCUCAGUCAUGGAAUUACUUCUGUGUGUGCAGUCUGAGCAGGAGUGAACUGCUGAGCUGGGUGCAGGUUCCAAGGUCCAGGACAGAAGUCCAGGAAGAAAGAAGGGUGAAGCCUUUCUAGGAGUGGACUGUGAAGCUGCUGUUGGACAGGUUUCUGUGAACUGACCACAUGCAUGGAGAAGCUUUACAGGGCAGUGGAGGUGUUGGUCAGUCCAAGGCUGUGUUCUUCAGGGCCACUCAGCAAACACUGCCUGCUGCAAGGGAGCAGCAAAGGAGGCCUUGGGAGCUUUGCUGAAGAGAAGAAUUUGCCUCAGCAAUUUGAUUCAGCAAAUUCCAGGCCUGUGGGCAGAGGUAAAGGCUUUCCUGGAACCAAACACUACGGGACUUUGUGUGGGUAGGUGCCUUUGGUGCUGAGGGUGAGGGCACAGCUGGUGGGCAGGUGCAGGAAGCCACUCUUUGUCUUCCCCACCUUGUCCCAGUCCCAUUUGCAGCUUCCCAGCUGCCAGCAGGACCACAGGGCUUUUCCAGCUCCCCAUGGCAGCCCAAGGCUGCUGGGGCAGAGCAGGGGCUGGAGAGGAGCUGUGGUGCAGAACCAGUACAGACACCUGUUGUCCAGGUGUGGCCUCUGCCUGGACAGGAGGAUUGAAACUUCUCCAGCAAGGUGAGGACCUCACACAAACACAACUGUGUGCCAUUACAAUGAGAACCUGUGUUCCCUGCAGCUCUCAAAAGCGGGAACCUAGUUUUGUAAACAAGCACUCCAAAGUAUCUUAUACUGAACAAAAACUUGUAUUUUUCUUCUGUGAAGAGCUGUAUCUCUUUGUUCUGGGGAGGGGGUGGGAAGGGGUUCUUACAUUUUUAAAUAAAGCCACAUGAAAUAAAAGCACAAGGGGCACAGCUUGUGCUUUAUUUGCUGCCACACAGCUGAGCAGGAGUGGGAGCAGCAGGAGGAACCGGGGCUGGAGAGGCAGGACUGGCCUUGGGCUCUCCACUCUGAAUGGACCCUGGUUCACCUGCCCGUUUCUCCAAGUGUUUUGUUGAACGGUUCUUAGCAGGCAUCAGUCCUUGAGUGCAGUAACAAGUGUGUGUGGAUCCCUGCUGAUGAAAAUCCUCGUGGCUGCAGUUAAAAACCAACACCUCGCACCUGGACUGACACCUGGAGGGGGCAAGGACGCGCCAGAUGGGACCAGAGCUCUGCAAACACGAGAGAGGCUGGAGUACACAGUAAAAGCCAGUAUCUUUACUUUAGUGAAUGCAGGAUACAAAUAUUUUACAACAACCUCUAGCAUUUUCUUAACCAUUUGAUAAAAAGUUCACUAGAAUAUUUAUUGUAUAUUGAAGAAAAAACAACACAUUCAGGGAAAAAAAUUGAGAUUAACUUAUUUUUUUUCUUAAAAGAUUCGUCUCAAGGAUGGCAACAAAGUCCAGCUUGUGCCGCCAAACGGCUUAUCAGCAUUAAACCGUGAACAGCUUCUUGUGAACUGUUGACUACAAACAUUUACCAAAUACAUAAAUCUCUUUUAAAAAAGCCAUUUUAAAUAUAGCAAAGCAGUGUUCUCUUGCACAGCAAAGUGAAGAAAGGUUCUACUAAGAUUUAAAUGUUUACAUUGGUUAAGUCUUUCUUUCACAUUCGGAUUUAACUUCUGCCCAGGAUCAAUUGUUAGGAGUUGUUUUGUUCCUUAUUUACUAUGUAUUUCUUGUGCGCACAGUAACUCGCAAGUUUCUGAUGCAUUAGUGUCCUUGGAGGGAAGGCAAGGCUAAAGCAGUUCUCUCUGACGAGUCCCUGACAACGUGGCGUUCUCAAAACUAUCGUGAGAGCUCGAGGAUGGAGGUGAUUUGUCACAACAGAGAUAAAAAUCCUAAAUCAUUCAGACCUGACUGGGUUCAGCCCAGGAUUGGAUCCACUUGCACUUCAGUCAGCAGAGAUAAUUUUAAAAAGUUUUUUUUUUUUUAACCUGUUGAAAUAUCUGUGCUAUGUCAUCUUUUUUUUUUUUUAUAAAACAUUUUUACAAUUUCUAAAAAAGUAUGUUUCAAAGUGAGUUACUUGUUAUUAAAAACCAGGAUUCUCAUGUCCUCGGUGGCAGGAGGUGCUCCCCGAGACCGGAGGGCUGUGGAAGGACGUUUCUGCCGGGGUUGGGGCAGCACAGAGCCGCUCCCUGGCCCAGCUCUUUAGAAUUGAUUCUUUUUAUUAGUUUUUUUUUUAAUUCAUUGGUGCAAUUUCAAUACAAACUCUAACCCUUGUGUAGCUUUGUCUUUAAGAAAACAGUAGUUAAGUACUGUUUAAAAACCUGCAUAGAAAUAAAGACUAUUGAGAUACAGUCAGCAAAGCCAUCUGAUAAGGCACACAAGAAAAUAGACAGUAAAUGUGAAUGCAGAACUCCCACUCGGAUGUACAGCAAAGUUCAUACAGGUGCAUAAAUCAUGGAACUCACAUCACUGGUCAGAGCAGCAAAAGGUUCCAGGGAGCAGCAAGUGAAUUCGGUCCCCGGGAUCGUGUCCCUUCUGCCCGCAGCUCCUGCCCGCCGGGAUGAACCCACGGAAAUGGGAACAGUUCCGAGGCAGGGCUGGAAGGGACCGGAGGCCCUGCGGGUUUUAACGUUGCCAGGACAAGGAGACAGGGCUGGAGGCCACAGCUACCACAGGGACACCGCCCUCCUCACCCCCCCCUUACAGCAUCAAGGGAAUUUCUUAACUGGAAAAAAAAAAAAAAAAAAGCCCAAGCAGAAAA